AUGCACUCAUUUGAGCAAUCAUUCAAUAUCACAUCGGACCUCAAUGAUCCCAAUCCAAUCUUCUAUACCUCACCCAGCUGUGCAGAUCUCGAUCCAAAUUACCUUCUCGAGGCCUUUCAUCAAUUCCCCCACGGCGACUUCCGACCCACAUUCUACAAUCCAUUCGAGAUCAAGCAUCGUCGUCGUACAUCCAGAGCCCAACUCAAGGUCCUCGAGAAAUCCUUUGCCGAAAACCCAAAGCCUAAUGCAACCGUCCGUCGCAUCUUGGCCCAAAAAUUAGACAUGACUCCGCGUGGUGUCCAGAUCUGGUUCCAGAACCGUAGAGCAAAGGCAAAAUUGCAACGUCGCAAGUCG
Molecule: messenger RNA, 354 nt
Organism: Phycomyces blakesleeanus NRRL 1555(-)
Lineage: Eukaryota; Fungi; Mucoromycota; Mucoromycetes; Mucorales; Phycomycetaceae
Product: Homeodomain-like DNA binding domain-containing transcription factor
Exons: 1
Biological process (GO): regulation of transcription by RNA polymerase II; cell differentiation
Molecular function (GO): RNA polymerase II cis-regulatory region sequence-specific DNA binding; DNA-binding transcription factor activity, RNA polymerase II-specific
Source: RefSeq, a predicted model, not a curated record